AUGAACACUCUGAAAUUGACAGCUAAUGAGAACGAUGGUAAAUUAUGGCAAGUAUCAAAUGAACAAAUUCGUCAUCAAUUAUGUAGAGUUAAUGAAUUACAUAAUGGACAGAUGAAAGCAUUUGAAAUUAAUACAGGAUCUGUCAAUACAAGUGUUUUACUUAUUAGACAAGAUAAUAAAUUUUAUGCAUAUGCAAACAAAUGUUGUCAUUAUAAACUACCAUUAAGCAAAGGAGUGUUAAUUAAUAAUCGUCUUCGUUGUUUUGCACAUGGUGCUUGUUAUCGUGUCGAUACGGGCGAUAUAGAAGAUCAUCCAGGUCAUGGCAAUUUACCAAAAUAUGAGGUCGAAAUUGUUGAUGAUGAAGUUGUAUUGAUAGCACAAAAGGAAGAUCUUGAAAAACUUGAACGUAUAAAAAUACCUGAAGAUUUUGAAAUUGAACCAAAACCAAUAGUGGCUAUUAUUGGAGCUGGCGCUGGUGGAUUUACAUGUGCUGAUAUGCUUCGUCAAAAUGGAUUUCGUGGUCGUAUAGUUUUAUUGACACGAGAAGGAACGUUACCUUAUGACCGUGUACAAUUAUCGAAACAACCAUCUAAAAAACCUCAGGAUUUACUUCUUCGUGAUCAAUCUUAUUAUAAGAAAACUAAAAUUGAGUUAUUAUGCGAUUCAGAAGUAACAAAUAUUAAUUGGAUUACGAAGAAUAUAACAUAUAAACAAUUGGGUAAUCAAUUAAAAUCGACUCCAUACGAUUAUUUAGUAUUAGCGACUGGAUUACGACCAAGAAAAUUACCUUCGUCAUUAUUAGGUCAUGAUCUUCGAAAUAUAUUUUAUAUGAGAUCACUCGAUGAUGCUGAUAAACUUGUUAAUAAAGUAAAAUCACCAGAUAUAAAUAAUAUUGUUAUUAUUGGUGAUUCAUUUAUUGCAUUAGAACUAUGUGGAUGGUUAACAACGGGUUUAAAUGAAAAGAAAAAUAUUUCAGUUGUUAUGCGAUCAAAAGUACCAAUGCUUCGUAUUUUUGGUGAACGAAUUGGUCAUGCUAUACAAAAAAUUCAUGAAAGUAAUGGUGCAAAAUUUUAUCCACAAGCAACUGUUACAGAAAUAACAGGUCAUCAUAAUGUUGUUAAAUUCGUUGAAUUGGGAACAGGUGAAUCUGUUCCAUGUGAUUUAGUUCUUGUUGCUAUUGGUAGUGAUUUAUGUACAGAAUUAUAUGAAAAUUCUCCAGUUGAAAUGACUGAUGAUGGUUUUGUUAAAAUAAAUGAACGUCUUGAAACAUCGGUUGAUCAUGUUUUAGCUGUCGGUGAUAUAUGUAAAUAUCCAUUGAGAGUAUUUAAUUUAGAAGAUAUUAAUUGUCAACAUUGGCAAAUGGCUUGCUCAACAGGUCAUCAAGCUGCGGAUACUAUUUUACGUUAUUAUCUUGGACAAACUAAGGCAGGUGUACGUUCAUUAAAAACUGAUUUUUAUACAACACCAAUCUAUUGGACAACACAAAAUAAUAAGACAACAAUUCGUUAUGCUGGAUAUACUCGUGAUCCAGAAAAUGUUAUUAUUCAUGGUGAUCUUGAAGGUGAAUUUAAAUUUGUUGCAUAUUAUAUCGUUGAUGGUUAUGUACGAGCAGUAGCUCAAUCAAAAUAUGAACCAUUAUCGAGUGAAAUAGCUGAAGUUUUUUUUCAUAGACGAAAUAUUCGAAAGGAAGAUAUUGAACAUGAUAUGUAUGGUUAUAGAAAACAUUUGGAUUUCAAAAUGAAUAAACCUGAAUAG
This is a messenger RNA of Adineta steineri, 1755 nucleotides long. NCBI's taxonomy places the organism in Eukaryota, Metazoa, Rotifera, Eurotatoria, Adinetida, Adinetidae. The record is from the annotation of a GenBank genome assembly.